AUGUCUAACGCUCUGGCGAAAGCCUCGCCCUUGAACCCUGCGAUACGCCUCGCUCAGGCUGUUUCAGAGUUAGAAGCCGACCUCUCACAUGGGCAAAAGUCGAUGUUCCGAACGCUGAGGUCGCAGUCGCUCUCACAAACACCUAGCCCACGCGAUAUUAUGCAGCUAACGGCUGAGGUUGAUCGUCGCACAUCAAAGAAGUUUAGUAGUGCAUGUUUUGGGCCUCGCUUUACGAACUUCCUUCACGGAGUUCAGCAGUUCGCGACUCUUGGAGACAUUAUGGUCAGAGGAUCGCAGAACUUGCUAGCAUGUGGCGUGUGGUCAUUGGUACGUAUGUCGUUAUUGUCGAUUGUGAACCUUUCGACCUACAUCGAUAAGCUGUCCUCGCUAUUCAUGGACGUCGGCCGUUCUGCCCCGCGCUACCAAGCGAUUGCCCUGCUGUACCCUCGGUCUUUGGAGCUACAAUCACAACUCUCCGAGUACUUUAUCGUAGUAGUUGGCCUAUGUCAUUACCUAUUCAAGUUUGGACAGAAAUCGACUAUCCAGCAAUUUGCGUCCUCGCUAAGCGAUGCGCACUUAAAGACCUUCCAGACGGAUCUUCAUAAGUGGGCAACUUCUAUCAAGGAGCAGAUGGACGUAAGUGAAGCUCAAGAAAGCUCUGGUCUUAGAGCUUUGACGAGGCAAGUGUUUAAGUCUACCUCAUAUCAGCAGAGACUUACAGCUAACUUACGGGUACUCAACUUUUGCUCGACGUAUGACUACCAAGCCGGUAAUAUAUCUUUCUAUAGACAACAAGCAGAGUACCAAGAGUGGAGGGAUAGCUCAUAUUCUAGCACAUUGUUAUACCUAGGUAAAUUAGGCUUGGGAAAGUCGGUAUUACUAGCCAAUAUCGUAGACGACCUUAACCUCUCCGCUAAAGACCCACCCUUGGUGGCAUAUCUACAGACACGGACGAUCAUCGGUUCACUGGCACGACAGCUUCUACGUAAUGUUCCAGAUCUUGGCGUACUUACUAAGAGUUUUCCUGCUGAUAAAAAAGUGUAUUUCGUGCUUAAUAGUCUAGAUAAAUGCGAUAACAAGGAGAAAGAGACGUUAGUGCAGGCAAUCGGGAAGAUUCAGGUGAAGCUAAAGAUACUAGUAGCUCUUCAAAUCCAGACUCUAUGCAGUAUAAAAACUAAUCACGAUAUCCAGGAAGCACUACUAGACCUACCCAAAGACCUCUCCGAGACAUUUACCAAGAUUCUACGAAAGUUAGCAAAGUCAGGAAGCUCAGAUCUAGCACUCCAAAGGAAGACACUACAGUUUGUGCUUGCAGCUUACCAGCCUUUAACAACGAACAAGUUGCGGGAAGCCCUAAGCGUUACUCCUGGAGAUACAACUUGGGAUCCUUCUAAAAUCUUGAAUGACAUCUACUCAGCACUAGCUUGCUGUGGAUGCCUACUUACUGUUGAUGAGGAGGAGCUUACCGUUCGAGUUAUACAUCACAGCGCGCAAAGGAUGUUGGCAGAUACUGUUGUCACGUACCUCGGCUAUGGUGUCUUCGGGACUGAGCUAUCAAGAGUCAAGGUCCAUCCUAUAGUAGCACAAUCCGCACCAUCUAAGAUCGUGCAAGCCACUAUUAGUUCGUCAAGCACUGCUCGUCACCUGGCUAUAAAGUUUCUCGGAUCAAGACGGCAAUAUGAGUUUGAUAUGAGCAAAGCUCUCGCGGAAGCGUACAGCUCCUUCAACUCCAAGCUAGAGCACGCAUCUAGAUUCUACGCUUAUACAAAGAUCUAUUGGCAGGACCAUAUAUUUUACGUAUCUAGACAUAAAGCCGCCAUUUUCAAGCUUUGUUCUAAGCUGAUCUAUAAUCGUGCGUCUGAGCUUAAUAAGGCGGACAAGAACUACUAGACGCGUUUCUAAUAGGCUGCCAAGAAUGGUAACAGGAAUGUUCUUGCGCUGUUACUAUAGGCUAGGAAGGCUGACGUUAAGGCGAAAAACAGCGACGGAUGGACGCCGCUGAUGCAGGCGGCAAGAGGCGGACAUAGAGACACAGUUGAGAUGCUGCUUAUAGUUAGCAAGGCUAACGUUGAGGCGAGAAAUGGCGUAACGACGGCGCUAAUGGUGGCGGUAGGAUAUGGAAAUAGAGACAUAAUUGAGUUGUUGCUUACCGUUGGCAAGGCUGACGUUGAGGCGAAAGACGGGACUGGAUGGACGACGGUGAUGCAGACGGCAGGAGCUAGACGUAUAGAGAUAGUUGAGAUGCUGCUUACCGUUGGCAAGGCUAACGUUGACGCGAAAGACGAUUUCGGAUCAACGUCGCUGAUGGUGGCGGUAAUAAAUGGACAAAGAGAUAUAGCUGAGCUGCUGCUUAGCGUUGGCAAGGCUGACACUGAUGCUAAAGAC
This is a messenger RNA of Bipolaris sorokiniana ND90Pr, 2385 nucleotides long. RefSeq lists its product as uncharacterized. The record is from RefSeq and is a predicted model, not a curated record. The transcript is spliced from 7 exons. Bases 1 to 1890 code for a protein of 629 amino acids. Lineage: Eukaryota; Fungi; Ascomycota; Dothideomycetes; Pleosporales; Pleosporaceae.